GCUUUAGUAAACGCUGCUCCUGCUUUGAAGCAUGGUUCUGAAUAUUCUCAAACAAUGGGUCCCGUCGCUGUUCUUUAUCCCCCAGACAGAGAAUGGGCUGAAACCACCGAAAGAACUGCUCCAUGUGGUACCCAUGCAACUGUCGGUAACCGAUCUGAUUUCCCAUUGGACGAUGGUUUUGUUGCUUUAGUUGCCGAUGCUGUUGGUUGGGAAGUUUCUUUAAAAAUCUCCUAUUCUUCUGAUCCUUCUUCCAUCGACGAUUUCGAAGAAUGGUAUCAUGGUAAUACUACCGAUGAAAUUUCCAUUGGUCAUACUUGUUUCUACAUGCCUGAUCAACCUUCCAACAUCAGAUCUGGUGAUGUUGCUACUAUUCAAUUGCAAUAUAUGGCUGAUGACGAACAAGAUGGUAAUGUCACCCACUACGCCUGUUCCGAUAUCACCUUUGUUGAAGAAUCUGUAUUUGAAGUUACUCAGUAUGCUUUAUCUUGUUUCAAUGCUACUGACAGUGGCUAUUAUUCCGGAAACUUAGCUGCUUCCGCCUCUUCAACUCUUGUUACAACCACCAUCACUGCCUCCAGCUCUGAUUCUGCUGCUGCC
Molecule: messenger RNA, 597 nt
Organism: Ascoidea rubescens DSM 1968
Lineage: Eukaryota; Fungi; Ascomycota; Saccharomycetes; Ascoideales; Ascoideaceae
Product: copper acquisition factor BIM1-like domain-containing protein
Exons: 1
Source: RefSeq, a predicted model, not a curated record